GUACAUCGGGAAUUGUAGUUCUAGAUUGAGGAACGAGAAGUGCUUCCAAGCGUCCAUUUUGAGCCCUGGAAACUACGACGACCAAAGGGCCACGGGUUCCUGGGUCGUUUCUCAUUUCCGUCGAGUUAAACGUCUGGGGCUGCUUCUGAGGAAUCAGCUUGACUGGAAGGGCCCCCAUUCCUUCUUUCCGAUCCGCGAUUACCCUGGACUCGAAGUCAGCCGACCCGGUUCUAGGCCAGCUCUGCCUCUCACCCUCUGUGACCUUGGGCAAAUCAUACAACUCUGGGACUCAGUUUCUUCCUCUCUAAAACGGAGAUGACUGUUGCUCCAUCAGUCUCAGCCAGCAAGUUCAGCUCCGGCAAGUCAUUUGAUUCACCCGGUGAUGAAAUGGGGGUCAACCAGUCUGUGGGCUUUCCGCCUGUCACAGGACCCCACCUCGUAGGCUGUGGGGAUGUGAUGGAGGGUCAGAAUCUCCAGGGGAGCUUCUUUCGACUCUUCUACCCCUGCCAAAAGGCAGAGGAGACCAUGGAGCAGCCCCUGUGGAUUCCCCGCUAUGAGUACUGCACUGGCCUGGCCGAGUACCUGCAGUUUAAUAAGCGCUGGGGGGGCUUGCUGUUCAACCUGGCGGUGGGAUCUUGUCGCCUGCCUGUUAGCUGGAAUGGCCCCUUUAAGACAAAGGACUCUGGAUACCCCUUGAUCAUCUUCUCCCAUGGCCUAGGAGCCUUCAGGACUUUGUAUUCAGCCUUCUGCAUGGAGCUGGCCUCACGUGGCUUUGUGGUUGCUGUGCCAGAGCACAGGGACCGGUCAGCGGCAACCACCUAUUUCUGCAAGCAGGCCCCAGAAGAGAACCAGCCCACCAAUGAAUUGCUGCAAGAGGAAUGGAUCCCUUUCCGUCGAGUUGAGGAAGGGGAGAAGGAAUUUCAUGUUCGGAAUCCCCAGGUGCAUCAGCGGGUAAGCGAGUGUUUACGGGUGUUGAAGAUCCUGCAAGAGGUCACUGCUGGGCAGACUGUCUUCAACAUCUUGCCUGGUGGCUUGGAUCUGAUGACUUUGAAGGGCAACAUUGACAUGAGCCGUGUGGCUGUGAUGGGACAUUCAUUUGGAGGGGCCACAGCUAUUCUGGCUUUGGCCAAGGAGACCCAAUUUCGGUGUGCGGUGGCUCUGGAUGCUUGGAUGUUUCCUCUGGAACGUGACUUUUACCCCAAGGCCCGAGGACCUGUGUUCUUUAUCAAUACUGAGAAAUUCCAGACAAUGGAGAGUGUCAAUUUGAUGAAGAAGAUAUGUGCCCAGCAUGAACAGUCUAGGAUCAUAACCGUUCUUGGUUCUGUUCAUCGGAGUCAAACUGACUUUGCUUUUGUGACUGGCAACUUGAUUGGUAAAUUCUUCUCCACUGAAACCCGUGGGAGCCUGGACCCCUAUGAAGGGCAGGAGGUUAUGGUACGGGCCAUGUUGGCCUUCCUGCAGAAGCACCUCGACCUGAAAGAAGACUAUAAUCAAUGGAACAACCUUAUUGAAGGCAUUGGACCGUCGCUCACCCCAGGGGCCCCCCACCAUCUGUCCAGCCUGUAGGCACAACUGGCCAUUUGUAAAGUCACUUCAGCCAAGUUUUCAUUUGGGAGCUACCCAAGGGCACCCAUGAGCUCCUAUCAAGAAGUGAUCAACGUGACCCCUUUUCACAGAUUGAAAGGUGUAAUCACACUGCUGCUUGGAUAACUGGGUACUUUGAUCUUAGAUUUGAUCUUAAAAUCACUUUGGGACUGGGAUGCCUUGCUGAUUGACAAACAGACUUUCUGGGACCUUGAUGGAGUGGGGAACAAGCAGUAGAGUGGGACUGGGGGAGACCCAGGCCCCGGGCUGAGCACUGUGAGGCCUGGAGGUGAAGACUCAGCCCAGCGAGCUCAUUCCCUUACCCCCGGCCAGUGCUGCUGCUUCAGUGGAAGAGAUGAAGCCAAAGGAUAGAAUGAAAAUCCCUACCUUCAGAGACUCUAGCCCAGCCCAACACCAUCUCUUCCUACCUCUCAGCCUUCUCCCUCCCCAGGGCCACUUGUUGAAGUCUGAGCACUUUAUGUAAAUUUCUAGGUGUGAGCCGUGAUCACAUUUUCUAUUUAUUUCCAAGUCUUCUCAUUGUAUGGAACAUAGUACUACUUAUACUUACAGUAGUAAGUUAUACUUGUGAGCCCACAGAGUGGCAGACAGCAUGCCUCUCACAGCACAGGGAGAAAAACUGAGGUACAAAGAGGUACCUCAGAAGCUCUGGAUGUCUUUGGGGGUUUUGCUAAGUGUAUCUUGAUAGGAAACAACACAAGCAGGUUGAGAUGGGGAAGAUGACAGAACAACAGUGUUAAAUGGCCAUUUGCACAGGCCUUUGCCACAACAGAGAAGUAGUUUGGUCAGCUAAAACUCAGCUGCAGCCUGGACAGUAGAGCGAGACCCCAUCUUAAAAGUAAAGAAGGCUGGGCGUGGUGGCUCAUGCCUGUAAUCCCAGCACUUUGGGAGGCCAAGGCAGGCAGAUCACUUAAGGCCAGGAGUUCAAGACCACCUGGCCAACAUGGUGAAACCCCGUCUCUACUAAAAAUACAAAAAAUUAGCCUGGCGUAAUGGCAGGCGCCCGUAAUCCCAGCUAUUCAGGAGGCUGAAGCAGAAGAAUCACUUGAACCUAGGAGGCGGAGGUUGCAGUGAGUCAAGAUCGCGCCACUGCACUCCAGCCUGGGUGACAGAGCAAGACUCUGUCUUAAAAAAAAAAAAAAAAGAAAGAAAGAAAAAGAAAAAUUUAAAAUAAAUAAAAUUUAAAAACGCAGAAGACCACUCCCAGAGAGGCCUAGGAGUACCUUGGUCAUUUUUUCUUGCCUCAAAUAUUAUAAACCUCCAACUUGCUCAGAAUCAGGGUGCUUUUAUUGUCUGUUUUCUGGCUCUGAGGCCCUUGCCCCAAAUUUAAGUCAGAUACAGACUGAAUUUCCAUUCUGUUCCGUUUAUAAUAUGAAUGAUAUUAAUACUCUUGUUUGCUUAAUGUUAUGUUGGAAUUUUCUGUUUAAUCUGCAGUAGAGCAAGAUGGAGAGCCAUCUGGAAUUGACUUCCUUCUGUCUUUCUUCUGUGUUCACUUACUACUUGGGCCCAUGUGGGAAAAAAAACUUUAAAAGGAAGGAAGUCUUCUUAGGGAUCCAGUUCAAAGCUAUUUGGGGGCAUCAAACUGAAACUCUCUUCUCCACUACUCAAGACUUCGUGCCUCAGUCCAAGUAGGUGAGAGCAAAAGGGAAAUGCAUCUCUACACAAUGGCCCAUGGUCAGGGCCACCAGAGCAAGCUGGGCCUAGAUCUCCACCUGUCAAUGACUGGCCAUUCUAAGAGGUGAAACAGCAGAUCGUUGAGGCUGUGAGGGAGGAUCUUUGAAUUCCCAUGAGACAUAGCAUAAGAAGGGUAUCAUUAAAGCCCUGGGCUCUAAAGUUACAGAGCCUGGUUUUGAGUCCUGGCUCCACCACUGCCAACUGGGUAAAUUUGAGCAAAUGGUAUUCUCUUUCUUAUCUCAGCUCCUGUGUUUCUAAAAUGAGGGUCUGCGUUAUGAAUAGUUAGGAGGAUUAAGUGAGAGGAUGUAUAACCCAUGGGUUACUUAAAAGUAUAUUUCCUACCUUCCAAACAUGAGAUUUUUCUAGUUAUAGUUUUUCUUUUCUAGCUUGAUUGCUUUGUGGUCAGAGAAAAUGACCCAUAUGGUUUCCAUCCUUCAAAAUUUGUUGAAACUUGGUUGUUGGCCUAGUAUGAGAUCAAUGUUGUAAAUGUGCCAUGUAUGCUUAAAAAGACUAUAUAUUCUGAAGAA
Molecule: messenger RNA, 3803 nt
Organism: Pan troglodytes (chimpanzee)
Lineage: Eukaryota; Metazoa; Chordata; Mammalia; Primates; Hominidae
Gene: PAFAH2
Product: platelet activating factor acetylhydrolase 2
Exons: 12
Coding region: 316-1566 (416 amino acids)
Molecular function (GO): 1-alkyl-2-acetylglycerophosphocholine esterase activity
Source: RefSeq, a predicted model, not a curated record